Messenger RNA from Momordica charantia (bitter melon), 1977 nucleotides. It is a transcript of the gene APO1, whose product is annotated as APO RNA-binding protein (DUF794). Lineage: Eukaryota; Viridiplantae; Streptophyta; Magnoliopsida; Cucurbitales; Cucurbitaceae. The record is from RefSeq and is a predicted model, not a curated record. Gene Ontology annotation, molecular function: RNA binding.
UUUGUUUUUCCUUUAUUUUUUCUGUGAUUAGAUAACCGAGAGCUACGGAGAUUGAAAGAGAAGCGAAGCGAGGCGCUUCAAUUUGGCUGCGGAAUCGUCCUUCUUCCACCAUAGACGACGCAAUUUCUCCUUCUGCUUCGAACGUUAUUCCUCCUUGUUGUGGAGUGACAUCAAUUGUUCUGUCGGCAUCGAUUCCACGUUUGGUUUUUUUUUUCAAGGUCGCGAAACAGCUAGAAAACCAUUGGCUUGAUGCUCCAGAAGCUACCAGCGGUUUCUACUUGUGUUUGGGAUCCAUCUCGAAUGGGUCUCUUCAUUGGUAAUUUGGAGUUUACGACCCCGCAGCUGUCUGCACUAAGAUCACUUACUCCUCGAGUAAAGUUUGCGCAUAAAUUGUUGUCCGAAAAAGUGCCAACAUCGCUAAGGACUUUAUCCUAUACCAGUCAGGAAUAUGGAAAAGAUCCUAUUUCGAGGAAACGAGAAGUGUAUCGCCAGAAUGUGGAUCUUCCAACCGUAUUGCCUAAAAACAAAAAGAAACCCUAUCCUAUUCCUCUAAAGAAAAUCAAGCAGGCUGCUAAAGCUGACAAAGAGCUUGCACAAAAGGGUAUAGAGAAACCGCUUGAACCUGGGAAAAAUGGGUUACUUGUCCCAGAUUUGAUACCUGUUGCCCAUCAAGUACUGGAUGCCUGGAAAAUUUUGAUUAAGGGCCUUUCACAACUUUUACAUGUUAUUCCAGUAUAUGCUUGCAGGGAAUGUUCAGAAGUUCAUGUAGCCCAGUCAGGCCACCGUAUUCAAGACUGUCUUGGUUCUACCAGUGCAAUCCGUCGAAGCUUCCACUUAUGGGUCACAGGUUCUAUCAAUGAUGUCUUAGUCCCCAUUGAGUCAUACCAUCUCUAUGAUCCUUUCGGUCGGCGCAUUAUGCAUGAAACACGAUUUGAAUAUGAUAGAAUUCCAGCUGUUGUAGAGCUCUGCAUCCAGGCUGGUGUGGAUAUACCAGAGUACCCUUCACGUAGAAGAACUAAACCCAUCCGGAUGAUUGGAAAGAAGGUGAUUGAUCGAGGUGGAAAUAUCGAGGAGCCUAAGCCCUGGAAAUCUGUUGAUUCCUAUCCCCUUCUUGAUUUCGAUACACAAGGAGCUUCUCAACGAUUUGCACCUCCUCUACCAUUAGAUGUCCCUAGAAUUGCUCAAGAAACAAUCGAGGCAUAUGAAACUGUUAGAUCUGGUGUAAGGAUGUUGAUGAGGAAGUAUACAGUGAAGGCAUGUGGGUACUGCUCAGAGAUUCAUGUGGGACCAUGGGGCCAUAAUGCUAAGCUAUGUGGAGAAUUUAAGCACCAAUGGAGGGAUGGAAAGCAUGGUUGGCAGGAUGCAACUUUAGACGAAGUAUUGCCUCCAAAUUAUGUUUGGCAUGUUCGUGAUCCAAAAGGCCCGCCAUUGAUGGGUACGUUAAAGAGGUUUUAUGGUAAAGCUCCUGCUGUGGUUGAAGUGUGCAUGCAGGCAGGUGCACAGAUUCCCAAGAAAUACUUGCCCAUGAUGAGGCUUGACAUAGUCCUUCCUGACAGUGAGGAGGCACGGUCUGUUGCAUAAUUGUGUUGGCCAAAGACAUGAAGGCUUCAUUCAUACAGGUCUAUCUAAGGCCUCUACAUUACAUCUUCAAUUUUCUUAAGUAAGAAAGGAAGAGAAAAUCUUAAAAACCCUGAAAGCAAAUACAGCCUAGAAUGCUACAUUGAGAGCAUUUAGAUAAGUAAGGAUAUUAGAUGUAUAUUAAAGUUUUACUUCAUUCCUAGUUAUAGUGUUUUCCUCGAGUCCAUACCAAUUAGGUUUUCUAAACCUUGAAAUAUUUGAAUACUUGAUAGAUGCUACAUUGACAUGGCGAAUGAGUUUGGCAUUCAAUGAUUAGCAGACAUCGAGAUCUUUGAAAGGGGGUGGUCAUUCAUGUGUCCAAUAGGCUUCUUUUUACUAUAGAAUUGAUCUGAUUUUUAA